Molecule: messenger RNA, 615 nt
Organism: Gossypium arboreum
Lineage: Eukaryota; Viridiplantae; Streptophyta; Magnoliopsida; Malvales; Malvaceae
Exons: 2
Coding region: 1-615 (204 amino acids)
Molecular function (GO): zinc ion binding; nucleic acid binding
Source: RefSeq, a predicted model, not a curated record
AUGGAUGACCUCGACUGCACGUCUGAACAAAAGUUGAAGGGGGCUAUGUCCUUGCUGAGGGAUGAAGCUUACCAGUGGUGGCUUACGGGAAAGUAUGUGGGUGCCAGCUAUGUGGACGCUCGUAGAAAGGAUUUUCUGAAUUUGGUUCAAGUUGAUAGAUCUGUGGCUGAGUACGAGGUAGAAUUUUUGCGACUUAGUCAGUAUGCUCGAGGAAUAGUAGCAACAGAAUACGAGCACCAUGUUCAAUUUGAGGAUUGCCUCAGGGACAGCCUCCGAGUGUUGAUAGCUUCAGAGAGGGAGCGGGACUUUGUCACGUUAGUAAAGAAAGCUAAGAUUACUGAGGAGGUAAAGCGGGUCAAGCGUCAGAAUCAGGAAAAAGAAAGGAGCAGAAAUAAGAGGGUUUUAGAGACCUCCACUUCUGAUCGGAGGCCUAAGAGAAAUGCCAGAAUAGAAGGGCCAAUUAGGGUUAGAGCCCCUGUUGCUGUUAUUGGAUCACAGCCUUGUGCGGGUUAUGGGAGCUACCAUCGGGGUGAUUGUUGGAAAAGGACUGGGACGUGUUUCAGGUGCGGAUCAACGGAGCACUUUGCGAGAGAUUGUCUACAGAGGUCUGGCUGA